Messenger RNA from Alternaria ethzedia, 1245 nucleotides. RefSeq lists its product as uncharacterized. The coding region runs from base 1 to 1245 and encodes 414 amino acids. The transcript has a single exon. The record is from RefSeq and is a predicted model, not a curated record. NCBI's taxonomy places the organism in Eukaryota, Fungi, Ascomycota, Dothideomycetes, Pleosporales, Pleosporaceae.
AUGUCCGUCCGAUCCACCGUUAUGGCUGCGGCCGCUUUCUUCGCCAUCACCAACGCCCAUAUCAUCAUGGAGCAACCUGUUCCGUACAGCGUUGACAAGAUCGACAAUGGCCCUAUCAACAAAUCCCAAUUCCCCUGCAAGAGCAACCUUGGCUUCACAGUCUCCGAGAUGAACAAGAUGGCCGUAGGAGAGCAGCAAACAAUCAAGUUCAAGGGCACAGCUGUCCAUGGCGGCGGUUCCUGCCAACUCAGCGUUACCAUGGACACCGAACCUACCGAGAACUCCAAGUUCAAGGUUAUCAAGUCAAUUGAAGGUGGAUGCCCUGGUGUCGAUGGCCAAGUUAGCGAGUACAGCUACGAGCUUCCUGCCAGCAUCCCCAACGGCAAGGCUACCUUUGCAUGGACUUGGUUCUCGAAGAUGUCGGGAGCCCCAGAACUUUACAUGAACUGUGCGCCUAUCGAAGUUACUGGUGGCGCUAGCGAUGACUCUGCUUUCAACGAGCUUCCUGAUAUGUUUGUCGCGAACAUCAAUGAGGGUUGCACCUCUCCUCAAAACUUUGCUACCAAGUUUCCCAACCCGGGUUCAAACGUCGAGAAGGGUGCUACCAACGACUUGGAAGACCCUACUGGUAGCUGUGGAGCUACUGGUUCCACUCCUGCUGAGCCAUCUUCCCCUGCUGGUGGCGAGUCUUCAGCUGCUCCCUCAUCUCCUGCUGGUGGAGAGCCAUCUGCUGCUCCUACUUCUGCGAACGAUGGUCAGUACCAUCCUGCCCCUACCGCCCCCGCCGCGGGAUCGCCAUCUGCCGUUCCCACAUCUGUUACUGGAGGCGACUCAUCUGCUCUUCCACCUAAUGGCGGUGGUGUCUUCGCUCCCGGAGCUUCCAGCGGUGCAUCCAUCGCUCCCCCAGCCGCACCCACAGUGCCAUCGACGUCCACCACACUCGUUACUGUUACCGCCUCACCCACUGCUCCCUCUCCGGUCGGACCCACCGUUCCUGCUGGAACCGGCUCUCCUGCCGCUCCUUCUAUGCCUUCAACUCCUUCAGCUGGUGGCGCGGGCACUUGCACCGAGAACGGCUCUGUGGUCUGCAACGGCGCCGAUCAAUUUGGUCUCUGCAACAACGGCGAGGUCGUCUGGCAAGCCGUCGCAGCCGGCACAACCUGUGUCAACGGCAGCAUCACAAAGCGUGGUUACAACGGACGCAUCGCUCGUCCUAGUUGGUCCAGCCGCCGCGUUGUCAACUAA